UCUCCAAAGAACCACAAGAAUCUCUCUCUCUCUCUCUCUCUCUCUCUGUCUAUGGGCAAUCUCACGUGCAACAUUCUGUAGCAUAGCAUCGAUCCAUUAAACCUAUUUAAUUUUGCUUUUGUAUCAUAUCAAGGAAGAAAGAACACACAAUUUAAUUGAAGCCCUCCACACUACUUUUUCUUGAUUAAAAAGGCUUCUUUGUUUGGGCAUCUCAAGCCAUUUAGCGUUUGUUCUUUCUCUGCAACCCCUCUCUCUCUCUCUCUGUGUUUCCUUUCCUCCAUUGAAAUGGCCUUAGAAGCUGUGGUGUACCCACAACAAGACCCAUUCAUCUACUGCCCCAACUACGCCGCCAACACCUUCCUCAGGCCGGAGUAUGGCGCUUACAACCCUUUUGGCCUUGUGUUGGAUCAGGAGGAGGCCGACCCCUGUGAUGACAAGGGCGCCAUUUACGGCAACAACAACAGCGGCGCCGGCAGCAACUGCUGGGAUGUCCACCCCAACACCUCAUCCCCCGACACAGUCGUUGGUGCGGCAGAUGCUGUGGUUGGCAGAUAUCAAGAGCAGCAGCCCGCAGCGGCUGGCAGCGGGAGGAGGAAGAGACGGCGCGUGAAGAGCACGAAGAACCGGGAGGAGAUAGAGAACCAGAGGAUGACCCACAUCGCCGUGGAGCGGAACCGCCGGAAGCAGAUGAAUGAGUACUUGGCGGUCCUUCGGUCGCUCAUGCCACCGUCUUACAGCCAAAGGGGCGACCAAGCAUCAAUCAUUGGAGGGGCAAUCAACUUCGUGAAGGAGCUGGAGCAGCUCCUACAAUCAAUGGAGGCCCAGAAGAUCACAAACGAUAGCCAUAACAACAACAACCUCAUUGCCCCUCAGCAGCCGUUCUCGGACUUCUUCAGCUUCCCACAGUAUUCUACCCGGGCAGCUGCAGGUGAAGCCGGUGCAACCACAGAUGUGGCGGCAGACAUAGAGGUGACGAUGGUAGAGAGCCACGCGAACCUCAAGAUCCAAUCCAGGAGGCGACCUAAACAGCUCCUCAGGCUCGUGGCUGGGCUGCAGGCCCUCCGACUCAGUGUUCUCCACCUCAAUGUCACGAGCUCGGAUGAAAUGGUCCUAUACUCGGUCAGCGUCAAGGUUGAGGAAGGAAGCCACUUAACUACUGUGGAUGAAAUCGCAGCUGCAGUGAACCAAAUGUUCCAGAGAAUUGAAGAGGAAGCUGCUUUCAGCUAAAAAGCUAGCUAUUUAUAUGGUUUAAAAACCUCCUCAUCUUUGAAUUAACUUUUUAUUUUUUUUGGGUUACAAGUAUUUUGCCUUUCCAAAUCUUAUUGUCUUCCUUUUUUUUCUCCCUCCUCCAAUAUUAAUGUGUAAAGCUAUCUUCCCCGUAAUUUAGAGUGACUUGCUCACUUCUUCACGCCAA
Molecule: messenger RNA, 1414 nt
Organism: Punica granatum (pomegranate)
Lineage: Eukaryota; Viridiplantae; Streptophyta; Magnoliopsida; Myrtales; Lythraceae
Source: RefSeq, a predicted model, not a curated record